AUGGAUAAAGCUUCAGGAAGUAAAAACACUGAUUCUAAAUCAUCAAAACGUCGACAUGAUAGUGAAAGUGUAAUGGAGGUUGAGACUGUCAAUGGUAUUGAAGGCAAAGCUAAAAAUAAAAGCUCAACAAAACGUACUAAAAAUGUUGCUGGAAAUGAACAACGUAAGGUAUCCCACCGUUACACUCCAUUAAAAGAAAGCUGGGAAAAGAUCUUCACCCCAGUAGUAGAGCACCUGCAAUUACAAAUCCGAUUUAAUUUAAAAUCGCGAAACGUCGAGCUUAGAACAAGCCCCGAGACUCCAGACAUAUCGAAUCUGCAAAAAGGAGCAGAUUUUGUCAAAGCCUUCGUCUUGGGAUUCGAAGUCGAGGACGCACUAGCGCUGCUGAGGCUGGACGAUCUCUUUGUCGAGACCUUUGAGGUCCAGGACGUGAAGCCUCUGAAAGGCGACCAUCUGUCUCGAGCGAUUGGACGCUUGGCUGGCAAGGGUGGCCGUACCAAGUUCACUAUCGAAAACGUCACUCGCACGCGAAUUGUCCUCGCGGACUGCAAAGUUCACAUUUUAGGAUCUUUCCAAAAUAUUCAGAUCGCGCGACGCGCGAUCUGUAAUUUGAUCCUUGGCUCGCCGCCUUCUAAAGUCUACGGGCAGUUGAGAAAUGUUUCCUCCAGAAUUUCUGAACGUUUUUGA
Molecule: messenger RNA, 687 nt
Organism: Cotesia congregata
Lineage: Eukaryota; Metazoa; Arthropoda; Insecta; Hymenoptera; Braconidae
Source: the annotation of a GenBank genome assembly